Messenger RNA from Scedosporium apiospermum, 969 nucleotides. RefSeq lists its product as uncharacterized. Gene Ontology annotation, cellular component: cytoplasm. The coding region runs from base 1 to 969 and encodes 322 amino acids. Lineage: Eukaryota; Fungi; Ascomycota; Sordariomycetes; Microascales; Microascaceae. Gene Ontology annotation, molecular function: protein binding. The record is from RefSeq and is a predicted model, not a curated record. The transcript is spliced from 6 exons.
AUGGAUUUCAAGGACUUUGGGAAGGGACUUGUAUCCCUUGGGGCCCAGAUCACCCCCUUCGCGUCGAGAACUCUCCAGUAUACCAAAGAACAACUAGGACAGGUUGAUGAUAAGACACAAUUGCCGCCCGAUUAUAUCGACUUGGAGAAGCGCGUUGAUGCACUGAAACAGGCCCAUCAGAAGAUGCUUGCCGUAACCUCUCACUACUCUAACGAGGCCUACGAUUACCCGCCCAAUAUUAAGGAGACAUUUCAGGACCUUGGCCGCACGGUAUCAGAAAAGGUGUCGCUUCUUUCUGCAGCAACCACCCCUGCAGAGGCUCAGGCGGCCCUCGUUGCUCCGCCCUCCGCGAAACCGCAGCCUAAGACUUUCAACCACGCGAUCGCGCGAGCAUCACUUUCCAGCAGCCAAGUACUGCACCAGAAUCAUGCAGGUGCAGGAGAGGAUCCGCUGGCCACGGCGCUCGAGAAGUACGCGCUCGCUAUGGAGCGCGUGGGCGAGGCUCGGCUUACCCAGGAUGCCCAGAUUCAAAGCCACUUCCUAGCUGGGUGGAACACCACCCUUAACACCAACCUUGCGUUUGCAACUCGUGCCAGGAAAAAUGUCGAGAAAUCGCGGUUAUCACUUGACACAACCAAAGCUCGUGUUAAGGGUACUACUUGGAAAUUACAUACCCCAACGUCACCACGAACCGAUCAGCUUAAUGACUACGAGUUGAGCUCCGAAGCCCAAGAAGAGAUUGAGAAGGCUGAGGAUGAAUUUGUUACGCAAACAGAGGAGGCCGUCGGGGUCAUGAAGAAUGUCCUUGACACUCCGGAACCCCUUCGAAACUUAGCCGAGCUUGUCGCUGCUCAAGCAGAAUACCACAAGAAGGCCUUUGAAAUCCUAAGCGAGCUAGCUCCCAUCAUAGAUGGCCUCCAGGUAGAGCAGGAGACAAGCUACCGCCAAAGCAGGGAGAGCAACCCCUAG